ACAAAUAAUAUUUCAAUAUCGCGCCUCCGUCUGCCUAACGUUUCCGGCGGAACAUCAUUGUCGCGGAUGAUCACGUGAUCGAGGAUCGACUUCUUGGUUUGCGGCCACGAGGUUUUUGCGGUGAAAAUUGAGUUUACCGGGUUGAAUAGGCCCUCGAUUUUUGUAUUUAUACAAAAAUGCCAUCCAGCAACCCCUUACCACCAAAAGAAAAUGCCUUAUUCAAGCGAAUUUUGAGAUGCUACGAACACAAACAAUACAAAAAUGGCCUCAAAUUUGCCAAGCAAAUAUUGUCAAACCCAAAGUACAGCGAACAUGGCGAGACCCUGGCGAUGAAGGGUCUGACACUAAACUGCCUGGGCCGCAAAGAGGAAGCUUACGAUCAUGUGCGACGAGGCCUGAGAAAUGAUCUAAGAUCUCACGUCUGUUGGCACGUUUACGGUCUGCUCCAACGAUCUGACAAAAAGUAUGACGAGGCUAUCAAGUGUUACCGCAAUGCUCUUAAAUGGGAUAAGGAUAACAUCCAAAUUCUCAGAGAUUUAUCCCUCUUGCAAAUUCAAAUGCGGGAUUUGGAUGGCUACAAGGAUACGAGGUAUCAGUUGUUCAUGUUGCGCCCAACCCAACGCGCUUCUUGGAUCGGCUUUGCGAUGUCGUAUCAUUUACUCAAAGAUUAUGAAAUGGCCCUAAGAAUUUUGGACACGUUUCGUAAUUCUCAAAUGAGUUGUUACGACUAUGAGCAUAGCGAACUACUGUUGUACCAAAACCUGGUCAUUCAAGAAUCUGGGGAAAGUGAGCAGGCCUUAAAGCAUUUGGAUAAGUACUGUGACCAAAUCUGUGACAAAAUAACAGUCAAAGAAACGUAUGGAAAACUGAGACUAGAGUUAGAACAAUAUUCCGAGGCUGAACAAGUUUUUAAAGAAUUGCUAAAUUUAAAUCCUGAAAAUACGACGUAUUACGCCAGGCUGGCUGAAGCCGAAAGGCAUUCUUCGCCUGAAAAAACGUUGGAAAUGCUUCAGCGAUAUCAAGACUUAUUUCCCCGAGCUCUGGCACCGAGAAGAUUACAAUUGAACUAUGCAACAGGGGAAACAUUUAAAGCUUUAGUUGACCAGUACCUCAGAAAAGGCCUUCACAAAGGCGUUCCGCCACUGUUCGUAAACCUGCGAUCGCUUUACAAAGAUCAACAGAAGGUUGAUACAGUACAAUCGUUGCUUCUUGAGUAUGUAGAAGCUCUCAAGAGUCACGGCCACUUCAGCGACAGUGAUAAAGACCUGCCUCGGGAGCCAGCAUCUGCUCUUUUAUGGACUUACUACUACCUGGCCCAACACUAUGACCAUCUUGGUCUCACCGAGAAGGCUCUAAAAGAAAUCGACGCUGCCAUUGACCAUACACCGACCUUGAUCGAGCUUUUUGUCACAAAAGGGCGAAUUUACAAACAUGCUGGGAAUGCGAUGGAAGCAUACAAGUGGCUUGACGAAGCACAGGGACUAGAUACUGCUGAUCGUUAUAUAAAUUCAAAAUGUGCCAAAUAUAUGCUCCGCGCAAAUCUGAUCAAAGAGGCGGAAGAGACAUGCGGAAAGUUUACGAGGGAGGGUGUUCCGGCUAUGGAAAAUCUCAACGAAAUGCAGUGCAUGUGGUUCCAAACGGAAGCAGCGAGAGCGUACCAACGACUUGGGAAGUACGGAGAGGCAUUGAAAAAGUGUCACGAAGUUGAUAGGCAUUUUUCGGAAAUCAUGGAGGAUCAGUUUGAUUUCCAUACGUAUUGCAUGAGAAAAAUGACAUUGCGUUCCUAUGUUGGCUUAUUAAGAUUAGAGGAUGUUUUGCGGUCACAUCCGUUUUACUUCAAAGCAGCCAAGUGCGCGAUAGAAGUUUACUUGAGGUUAAACGACUAUCCUCUACCGGAUCCUACUCAGACACAAGAAAUCGACACUGAAAACUUGGCACCGUCGGAACUAAAGAAGCUUAGAAACAAGCAAAGGAAACAGCGCAGGAAGGCUGAAUUGGAGAGGCAACAAGCCGCUCAUGCUCAGGAGAAAAGGGAGCAGCACAACAAAUCUCGACAACAGGCCGAUCCUGAUCUCGAACAACCGACUCUCGAUGAAUUGAUCCCGGAAAAAUUGGAAAGGUCUGAAGACCCACUGGAGCAGGCUGUCAAGUUUUUACAACCAUUACAAGAGCUGGCCUCAGACAGAAUAGAAACGCAUCUCAUGGCAUUUGAGAUAUACUUUCGCAAAGGCCGGACACUGCUGAUGCUUCAGUCAAUAAAACGUGCGCAUAAUCUGGAUUCAAAUAAUCCAGACCUGCACUCUUGUCUGGUACGAUUCCUUCAACACGUCGCGGUAAAUCCGCUCAAAGGACCGGUAGCCGAUGUUGUAAAACGGCAGACAGCGGAUAUAUUUUCAAACUACGACGCGGCUCAAUUGAACAGUGAAUUUUUAAAUAAAAACAGCAAGUCUCUGCCACAUUUACUUCAAGGGGCACGAAUGCUGCACCUCUUGGAUCCAUCUGCUCAAGCUAAAGCUCUGUCGUUGGCUAGUCAUGUAGACGGUUUGGACGGAGUUAAUUUAGAAACGUGUACCAGAGUUUUGGAAGCACUGCGGAACGAAGAUUUUGGAAUAUGCGAACAGGCGAUAGCGGAUUACACGACACAGUGCGAAAAACACUUUCCUUACGCGACCGCAUUUCGACCGCCAGAAUCUUACACCGCAACUACUAACCAUCAGGCUCUGACAACAAUCAGCGAUACAGUUAGGGAGUGAAUCUGGGUUCUGGGUUUUACGUUAAAACACGUAAAUUACAUAAUUAGAAUUUAUAUUAAACAAAACAAAUACAAAAAAGAAAAAAAACCAACAAAAGAAAAGAGAAAUGCGGAUAAUUACCGAAUAAGCAUGUAAUAUAUUAAAAAACUGUUCCUGGUGAAGUUCAUAUAUGCAGUGUGAGCAGUGCCGGGAUCAGUGAUGGAUGAACAAUCUUAACAAAUUGAUACGAGAUGAAAAACAAACAAGUAGAGCACUGUGUUUCGUCAUGGUUCGUGAAUUUUAAAUGAAGAAAAAAAAAAAGAGGACGGCGUAGUUAAGAUUAAUAAAUAUUACCCUUAAUUAGAACAGAUCAAUCAGGCUCUUCAAAUUCAAGAGUUACGGACGAAGUAGGAAGCGGCAAAGAGUGUGGAAACGUUUAGUGUACAGGGUGCGGUGUUUAAAUAUAU
Molecule: messenger RNA, 3199 nt
Organism: Diprion similis
Lineage: Eukaryota; Metazoa; Arthropoda; Insecta; Hymenoptera; Diprionidae
Gene: Naa15-16
Product: N-alpha-acetyltransferase 15, NatA auxiliary subunit
Exons: 11
Coding region: 177-2753 (858 amino acids)
Biological process (GO): N-terminal peptidyl-methionine acetylation
Cellular component (GO): cytoplasm; NatA complex
Molecular function (GO): protein binding; protein-N-terminal amino-acid acetyltransferase activity
Source: RefSeq, a predicted model, not a curated record